This is a messenger RNA of Condylostylus longicornis, 1657 nucleotides long. It is a transcript of the gene dare, whose product is annotated as NADPH:adrenodoxin oxidoreductase, mitochondrial. The record is from RefSeq and is a predicted model, not a curated record. The transcript has 4 exons. The coding region runs from base 232 to 1650 and encodes 472 amino acids. Gene Ontology annotation, cellular component: mitochondrion. Gene Ontology annotation, biological process: ubiquinone biosynthetic process. Lineage: Eukaryota; Metazoa; Arthropoda; Insecta; Diptera; Dolichopodidae.
AAUAGAUGAGAAUUGUAUUGUUAAUCAAAUAUGUUUAUACAAAUACUUUAGAUAAACUGAUAAAUAAUUUUUCUUACUUAUGCCGAUGUAAAUAUUUUAAAGUAGCGGUUAAAAGCUGCUAAUUGUUAAAAAAUUUCCAAAAUAAAUUCAUUAUCAUAAGGGUAAAAGACAAAAUUGCAAAAUAGUAUAAAUUUCGUAUAUCACAGUAUAUAUUUUAUAAUUCCAAAAAAAAUGAACUUUUUUAAAACUUUGGCUUCAACAAGACUUAAUAGGUCAUUUUGCACGCAGAUUGUAAAUGAAGGAAAGCAAGUAAAAAAAAAAAUUUGCGUUGUUGGGGCUGGUCCUGCCGGAUUUUAUGCUGCUCAAUAUCUAUUAAGACAUUUAGAAAAUUGUGAAAUUGAUAUGUUGGAAAAACUUCCAGUUCCAUUCGGCUUGGUUAGAUUCGGCGUAGCUCCAGAUCAUCCAGAAGUAAAAAAUGUCAUAAAUACGUUCAACAAAACUGCUGAAAAUAAAAAUUUUAAAUUUUUUGGAAAUUGCGAAUUAGGACGAGAUUGUACAUUGAAAAAUUUACGAGAAAAUUAUCAUGCAAUUAUUUUAGCAUAUGGUGCAGAACGAGAUAAGGACUUAGAAAUUAUAAAUGAAGAUGUAAAUAAAGCUAUUUCAGCACGAAGUUUUGUCGCUUGGUAUAAUGGUUUGCCUGGAGCAGAAAAUCUUGAUAUUAAUUUAAAUAUUGAUAUUGCAUCCAUUAUUGGACAGGGAAAUGUUGCUAUUGAUGUUGCCCGAAUUUUACUGUCACCAGUCGAUGUUUUAAAGAAAACUGACAUUACUCAAUUUGCUUUAGAAAAACUUUCUGAAUCAAAAGUUCAAAAGGUACGUUUGAUUGGAAGACGAGGACCACUACAAGCAGCUUUUACAAUAAAAGAAUUAAGAGAAAUGUUGAAACUACCUAAUGUUAAUACAAUAUGGAGGAAACCCGAUUUCCACGAUAUUCGAGCACAAGUGACAAGUUUGUCAAGACCUCGUAAACGCCUGACUGAACUAAUGUUAAGCAGUUUAGACAAUCAACGAGAAACAAAAAGUGGGGAUAAAGAAUUUAUUCCAAUAUUUUUGAGAUCCCCUAUUCGAGUUACAAAAACUGAAAUUGAAUGUUGCAUAAAUAGAAUUGAAAAUGAAAACGCUAUUCCUACAAAUAAAAUCGAAAUGUUUCAAAAUGAUUUACUGCUGAAAAGUAUUGGCUAUAAAUCAAUAUGUUGCGACGAAGAUAUAAAUUUUGAUGACAAAAGUGGUUGUGUUGUAAAUCGAUCUGGAAGAGUUUUAUCAAAAGAUGCAGGAAAAAGUGGUGAAGAAAACGUGUAUGAAAAAGGUCUUUACGUUACGGGUUGGUUAGCCACUGGGCCUACUGGUGUAAUUUUAUCAACAAUGAAUGGAGCUUUUGCAGUGGCCAAAGCAGUUUGUGAUGAUAUUAAUUCAAAUUUUAUAAAAACAUCUGAAAAUAAGCCGGGAAUAAAUACAAAAAAUUUAAAUAUAGUUACGUGGAAUUCUUGGAAAAUUAUAGAUAAACAUGAAGUGGAUGAAGGAAAAAAGUUGGGUAAACCAAGAGAAAAAAUAAUUGAUAUAAACAAGAUGCUUGAACUGAGCCAAAAUAAAUAACUUUUUU